UCGCAUCGAUGGCACAUCUCCUCAAGCAAUGUUCGGCGUACCUUGGGGGCGAUCUCGCAGUCCAAUCCUUUGAUGGAGAUGCAUUCUAUCGGAAUCGGCACGACGACUCCGGAACGUGAUGAGUCGAGCUGUCGCUUGUCGGUCUUGUUCCAGGGAAAGAAUUUGUUGGAAGCCAUGUUGUCAUUACAUUAUCGGCGGCGGUGAACCGAGAGAGCACACCGAUCGGACUGAGGUGGUGCGCGAAGUCGAUGGAAGCGGCAAGGCAGGGAUGAGUUGGACUGAGGUUCGUCGACGAUCUGUGAGGACCAGCCUGGAUGUUGAAGGAGAGAGGGAUGUUGACAAUGGGAAAGAAUGUUGGGUCAGGAAAAAAAAGUGGCAUUUGCAUUCCAUGGCCAUGCACAGGCAGGCCGAGGGCAAAAGAGAGAGAGAGUGUGUGUGUGUGCGUGUGUGUGUAUACGGCGCGUGUGUGUGUGGAUGGGCGCAGGCAGCCGAUAGCUAGACGCAGCGAUGUACGCCCAAGAAGUGUCUGGCCCGGCAAAUGCUUGGGUGACGAGGGAUGGGUUUGGUGGGCGAUUGGCGAUUGGCGGCGGUGGUGGUUGGUGGUUGGUGGUGUGGGAUCAUCAAUCCUACGACUAUUCUUCUUCCUCUACAGGCUUUUAAAAAAAAUCCUGGGCCACUGAUCAGCAAUAUUAAUAGGCGCGCUACUCUCACAUCUACACCUACACACUACCU
This is a messenger RNA of Dissoconium aciculare CBS 342.82, 732 nucleotides long. RefSeq lists its product as uncharacterized. NCBI's taxonomy places the organism in Eukaryota, Fungi, Ascomycota, Dothideomycetes, Mycosphaerellales, Dissoconiaceae. The transcript has a single exon. The coding region runs from base 119 to 499 and encodes 126 amino acids. The record is from RefSeq and is a predicted model, not a curated record.